Messenger RNA from Centruroides sculpturatus (bark scorpion), 1650 nucleotides. RefSeq names its product cytochrome P450 3A8-like. Bases 84 to 1601 code for a protein of 505 amino acids. The record is from RefSeq and is a predicted model, not a curated record. The transcript is spliced from 15 exons. NCBI's taxonomy places the organism in Eukaryota, Metazoa, Arthropoda, Arachnida, Scorpiones, Buthidae. Gene Ontology annotation, molecular function: steroid hydroxylase activity; oxidoreductase activity, acting on paired donors, with incorporation or reduction of molecular oxygen; iron ion binding.
AGAAUUGUUGGAAAAAGAAGAAUUUAAAGAGAACAAUUUCUAGAAUAUAAUAGAGUAUAUCGUCAGAGUAUAUUAAAGUUUAAAUGGAGUUCACUACAAAAUACUUUCAGCCAUAUUGGAUUAUUGGAUUAUUCAUCGCUUUAAUAUGUAUUAUUUACACUUAUCUCAGUAUAGUGUAUAGUUACUGGAAAAGAAGAGGAAUUCCUUCACCAAAAACAACGUGGUUGUUGGGUUCAUACGGGACAAGAUGGAAAGAGCCUCAAGGUUAUAUAGAAUUGGAAUGGUAUAAGAAAUAUGGAAGAAUAUUUGGUAUUUACGAAGGAUUAAAUCCCAUUCUGAUGGUUUCUGAACCGGAAUUAAUUAAAAAUAUAUUAAUAAAAAACUUCAAUAAAAUGCCGAAUCAAAGACGGUGGAAAUUUGGAGAUCGAAUUAUCGAUAAUAUGGUUAUCACAAUGGAAGAUGAGGAAUGGAGAAGAGUAAAAUCUACUCUGACGCCAAUAUUUAGCAUUGCUAAAAUUAAAAAGCUUAUUCCAAAAAUCAAUGAAUGUGUCAAAGCUCUGGAAGAAAAUCUGUACGAAGUAGCUAAAGAUGGUAAACCUGUUAACUGUACUCAACAUUUUAACGUCUUUGUAAUGGAUUCAAUUUCCAGAUGCGCUUUCAAUAUGGUUAUUGAUAGUCGUGAUUACGUUAAAAAUCCUUUUGUGAAUUCCAUCUCCAAUGUUUUUUCAUCAGUUCCAUGGAGACAUUUGAUGUUUGCAAUAUUUCCAAAAUUAAGUGAGAUUCUGAAAUUGUCUUUUGUUGAUACAAAAAUGACUUCAUUCUUAUAUAAAACAGUACUUGAACUUCUAGAAAAACGUAAAAUGCAUGAAAAGGAAAAAUACGAUGAUUUUCUUCAAUGGAUGUUAGAAAGUUCAGGUUAUGAAACAAAAGAUCAAAAGUCUGGUUCUAAUACUACCGAAAAUAAAUAUCUGACCCGCGACGAAAUUAUCUCCCAGUGCAUUUUGUUUUUUAUUGUCGGAUUCUUCACAACUGCUGCCAAUAUUAACUUUAUCGUAUACAGUUUAGCAUUAAAUCCCGAAUGCCAAGAAAAGUUAGCAAAAGAAUUACAAGAAAAUCUUCAAAAUCAGGAAGAACUACAAUACGAAGACGUUCAGAAUUUACCUUACUUAGAUGCAGUUAUUUCUGAAACGUUGAGAUAUUACUCACCAGUUUCAAAAGUUAUUCGCAUGGGACACGAAGAUUAUCAUUUAGAAGGAACGGAUAUCGUUGUUCCUAAAAAUAUGAUGAUCGGAAUACCAAUUUAUGCAAUUCAUCAAGAUCAAGAGUGGUUUCCGAAUCCCAAAAAUUUUAAUCCCGAAAGAUUUCUUCCAGAAAAUAGGAAUCUCAUUCGUCCUUAUACAUAUUUUCCCUUUGGAUUGGGACCGAGAAGUUGUUUGGGUAUGAAAUUUAGUCAAUUGGAAAUGAAAUUGUGUCUGGCAAAUGUUUUUCGCCAUUUUCGCUUUUGUCUUUGUGAAGAAUCGAAGAUGGUGAUGGAUUUUAGUUUUGGUUUAGACGUCCAUAGUCCUAAAGAAGUUAUUUUAAAAAUGGAAUGCAGGAAUUAAACUAUUUGCUGCUUAAGUUUUAAUAAUACUUUUUAAUUAUUACAUUUUC